This is a messenger RNA of Alternaria ventricosa, 1620 nucleotides long. RefSeq lists its product as uncharacterized. The record is from RefSeq and is a predicted model, not a curated record. The transcript has a single exon. The coding region runs from base 1 to 1620 and encodes 539 amino acids. NCBI's taxonomy places the organism in Eukaryota, Fungi, Ascomycota, Dothideomycetes, Pleosporales, Pleosporaceae.
AUGAACAACCCACCCUCCAUCUCGCACUUAGAGGCUCUGCCCGCGGAGCUCUUCAACCGCGUUCUGAGCUACGUGUUCAAUCCUUACGAUUGCGAGAUCGAAGAGUCCAACACCACAUUCGGCGGUUACCGUUUCGAGACUUCUCUUCUACGAAUCAGUAAGAAUAUCCAUCAGCUUGCAAAAAGCUAUGUGCAUCACGCACUGUCUUGGGUACGGUUCGACAUCAACUGGGGCGCUUUCGCAAUUCAGCCACACUGGCUUGGUGUAAAAUACAUCAAUAUUCGUCAUGUCAAAGCCGCCAAAACACUUCCGGACGGAUACCUGAACCUGAGUCUGAGGCCCGUACCUCAGAAAGCUCCAGCUGGGCUUUUGCACCUCAAGAUAGAGCUACCAAGUGCUAGCAACAAAGCCCAGGAGAAAAUAACACGCAUGGUCAAGAGCAAUGCAAACACCUCAAUGUCACUACUAGUACUUGCGAAAGACUUAGCUGGCUUCAUGAAAGUACUUCGCAUGAACGACCUCAUCUAUUGCCACCGCAACUUUCCGGGAACUCCAAUCUCCGAUGGUAUACGUGCGCGUCGCGGUGUUCAUGGCAUGAAAUCAGAAAUCGUCGUUGCGCGCGGCCAACAGCUACAGCGCUAUCAACAUCUCAUCUUAGAGUUUCACGUCAUGUGGAGUACCCUCCACAAGACUACUAUUGUUGGACACGCAGACAGCCAUCUUGCUAAGAAGUCUGCGGACUUCAUACAGGGGCAGCAUGAACAUCAAGCACGCGAAUCGGUCGGUUUCUCGAAAGCGGAUAUGAACGCUAAGAUGUUUAUGGAGCUUAUGGGAGAAGGCAUAUCGACUCUCCUCUGGCUUAAGCACCGAGGCGACGAGUAUCUUACAAAAGGCUUAUACUCAAAUGCUUACAUGUGCUACUCGAGCGCAUGCACUCUCGAACAAUGUUGGCUAAAGAUGGCUCCACCGCCUGCUAAUUUCACCUUCUGGACACUUGAUAGCUGCCUCUAUGUCACCUUCGGAGUGACGUUAGUGUACAAUAUGGCAAUCGCGAAGAUGAAAGGGGGCUUGGACUUUGUUGCUGCACAUCCUCGUGGCACAUCAAUGCGUGGGUACUACGGCAUGCUCGCCAUUCUCAGCGGUGGUGGUGGACUUCUGGAUGAUCAGCGCUAUGCGGAGCUAAGCAUGGUAUCGAUGCUCUACGAGCUCUUCACUGAGAAUUUUGACAAGGGUGAUCGAUUGUUCGACAUUGUUGAGGAGAUUUGGGAGGAUGCCGACAUCAUCGAAAAUCUAUCGUCUGAUCUGGGUCUCCUGUACGACACUGUCAAAGAACUCGACAAUGCAGGCCGUACACCCGCUUCUGACCCUGAGAGUCUUGAUGGACUGAAGGCAUCAGUAGCAAUUGGUCUCGCAAAUGUUGCGCCGCUGAAGUGGGCGGUGACCAAGAACAACUUCCCGAAACCAUUGCAAGAACUUGUUCAGUUCCUACCACGGGCUCAGCUCUUACCGGACGGUGCUGUGGAGAUCCCUAGUGGCUAUAGCUUUGAGAUCCCAGUGUACUGCCAGCCAACCGAUGAGCAGCGCAUCAAUGGAGAGGAACACCCGAGGUACCUCGUGUAA